Dibothriocephalus latus is the source of this 480-nucleotide messenger RNA. NCBI's taxonomy places the organism in Eukaryota, Metazoa, Platyhelminthes, Cestoda, Diphyllobothriidea, Diphyllobothriidae. The record is from the annotation of a GenBank genome assembly.
AUGUUGACAAAGAACCCUGAAGACUAUCCAGACGCCAAGUUGCAACCCCACGUGCAGGUCGCCCUACGUUUCAAUCAGGCCACGAAUUUGGGCGGUGCUGCGGCGACUUCAAGUAGCCGGCGUUUCCGCGCUGGCGAUACUGUGGAGUACAUAAUCUGUGAGGACGGUACUAAUCGAUCUGCUGUCCAGCGUGCAUACAGUCCCGCCGAGAUGUCCGGUGAAUUUCGACUCACCAAGGCCGAUGCCGAAUCUGACAACCACGACGUACAGCCCGUCACCCUCAAAGUAGACGUACAAUAUUACUUGGCGCAUCAGAUCCACCCUGUUGUUUCGCGCCUCGUCGCGCCCAUAGAGGGCACCUCGCCAGCACAUAUUGCCGACUGUUUGGGUCUGGACCCGACUGUCUACCGUCGAACAAUGGCGUCCGCCGGCGAAGAGGGUCUUAACGAGGUAGGCACCCGAAAUGAACCUGAAUGUUAA